ACUGCAGUGUACAGCACACGGCUUUGCCGACGGCGUGUGCGACGUCUCUCGAUCUCGAUCUUUCCAACUGCUCCUCCGGCGAGUAAUCUGCUGCCAGCGAGCCAAGGCGAGAGGACGAAGCAAGGCUUCCAGAAGCCGCCCGCCCAUUAAUAAUCCGUCAGGCUCGGCCUGAAUUCGAGGACCUCGUUCCCCCAUUUCUCCCUUGAGAUCGCCCCGCUGCAUCCACGUUCUCCUCCCAACUCUCCUCCGCGCCCACUACCUGUUCGACGCAUCGACGGAGCGGCCAUGAUCCAGCUGCUGUUCACGCUGCUGGCCGCGGAGGCGGGGCUGGUGCUCGUGCUGCUCUUCCGAACCCCUGCGCGCCGCCUGGCGCUGCUCGCCGUCGACCGCAGCAAGCGCGGCCGCGGGCCCAUAAUGGCGAGAACCGUGGCGGCCACCAUGUUCAUGGUGCUCGGCUCCAGCGGGUACAGCAUCGCCAAGAUCCGGCGCCGCGAAGGGGACUUCGCCCAGCUCACGCCCACCGACCAGGUGCUCGCCAGCCGGCACCUCCUCGAGGCCUCUCUCAUGGGAUACUCUCUGUUUCUUGGGUUAGUUAUUGACAGGCUACAUCACUAUAUCAGGCAAAUAAGGACGAUGAAGAAAAGCAUGGAGGCUGUAACAAAGCAGAGCAAGACCCUGGAAGAAGCAAAACUCCAAGGCGCAGAGGAAAUUCAAGGAUAUCAGAAAAAGAUCAGUAGUUUGAAUGAACAGGUGCAAGCAGUCAAACACCAAUAUGAAACUAAAACAGAGGAACUAAAAACUGCUGAAGCGAAUACUUUGGCUUUACGGAAACAAUCUGAAGGUUUGCUUACUGAGUAUGAGCGUCUCAUUGCGGAGAACGAGGAAUUAAGGAACAAACUGCAAUCAAUGGAAGUCCGCUUUUCCCAUUCUGACGGCAAGAAGAAUUCGUAAAGAGGACUGUGCAAUUUUACUUAUCGAACCGGUAUUACUGUAAAUUUUUGUUCUGUGGUGUAAUUUGAUGUUGGUGAUAGUUGGAUGCAACAAAUCUAGCGAUAUACUGAUAUCAGUUGGAUGCAAUUUUGGUUUAGUGGUACUGUCACAGUUUGAUGCAAGGGAUAUAACGACAUCAGUUGGAUGUAGUGUUUUGAGUGUGAGUUUGAGGCCAAUCACGAACAUUUUUAUGUAUCUGCCGUAAGUUGGCACACGUACCUGUGACCAGCUUAACAUUUUCCAAGCCCAUCCAUCAAUUGCCUCUUCAUUUUCC
Messenger RNA from Brachypodium distachyon (stiff brome), 1264 nucleotides. Its product is annotated as B-cell receptor-associated protein 31. Gene Ontology annotation, cellular component: endoplasmic reticulum; endoplasmic reticulum membrane. Lineage: Eukaryota; Viridiplantae; Streptophyta; Magnoliopsida; Poales; Poaceae. The record is from RefSeq and is a predicted model, not a curated record. The coding region runs from base 286 to 951 and encodes 221 amino acids. Gene Ontology annotation, biological process: intracellular protein transport; endoplasmic reticulum to Golgi vesicle-mediated transport. The transcript has 2 exons.